UAAACCAAACCAUAAAAAAGCCUACAGCGUGAGCUCAGCGAUCACUAUAAUUCAUACAAUUUCACCGAUAAAUCAUAUCCACACGUCUCAAUCGCCCUGCCAUCAACCGUUUGUGAGCUUGGAAAAUCACAAAGAAUCAGCAAGAAAUGGAGUCUCUGAUUUUGAUUCCAGCAAGUAAACACGUUCCAAUCACAAAUUCUUCUCUAUUUUGCUCCGGUUUCUCCAUUCCAUUCACUUCUAGAAAGCGCGCCAUCAAUUUCCAACCAUGUUGUCCACAGAUUCUUCAUUGCAAUGGCCUUCGACAUGCGCAAGCAACUCCGAGGUCUUAUAUUGGAAAUGGACCGCCGUAUGGUGAGGAAGAUGAUGAUCCUGAACUACAGGUUGAAAGCCUCAGGGUUCCUGAUGAUUGGUCGGUUCCUUCCAAGGCAUUGGAGGAAUCAGAAUGGCUUAGGGCUACCUUGCACAAAUGGUUAGAUGACGAGUACUGUCCAGAGGAAACUAAUGUAGAGAUAAGCAAGGUUGCAGCAAAUUCAUAUUACAAUUCUUUGUUAAAGAAGAGGACAGACCUAGGCGAUAUUUUGUUGAAUAUGGCAAGAGAAUUGGAAUCUAUUUCCUAUAAGGAAAGUUUUCAUGGUGCAUUCUCUUCUGCCAAUGCAGCAGUGAACUUAAUUGCUCAAAGAAUAGAGCUGUCUUAACUGUUUCCUCAACCACUUCAAUUUCCAAAGUAACUAACUAAUUUGUCUCCUUGACUUUUCUUUCUUACGAGUAACUCAUCUGUUGUCAGAUCUAUAUUUCUGGACAAACAAUUCAUGUAUUGCUCUAAUUCUUCACUGUCAAAGCAACUUUCAGCGACUAAGUAUGGAUGUUCCAAACACCAGAUCUUGCACCAUGCCUUUUGCCAGACAGAAUAUGAAGAACAAACGCUAGAGCAAGCAUGCCAAUUAUACAUGCUACUCAUGCAAUUCUGAAGUAAAUCACUGGACGAACAAGGAGGACGAUCAAAUCUACAUUCUACUCAUGCAAGUGUGGAGCGAAUCCCUGGAUGAAAAAAGGGAGGAGGACGAUACGAGCUUAACGAAUCAAUACGCAGGUAUCAGCAUUUUUACUUAUUGUACAACACUACAACUAAGUAUCAAAAUCUAAGCUUGAUUCAGACAUCCUUGGAAUUCUCCAGUGGCCUUAACAGUCUCAUUUAGGAGGAAAUUGUGAUUAUGUUCAUGCUCUAUAGUUGUUCUAGUGAGUUUAUAAACAUAAUGAGGCUCCUUAAUUUUUCUAA
Molecule: messenger RNA, 1276 nt
Organism: Benincasa hispida (wax gourd)
Lineage: Eukaryota; Viridiplantae; Streptophyta; Magnoliopsida; Cucurbitales; Cucurbitaceae
Source: RefSeq, a predicted model, not a curated record